Molecule: messenger RNA, 917 nt
Organism: Vidua macroura (Pin-tailed whydah)
Lineage: Eukaryota; Metazoa; Chordata; Aves; Passeriformes; Viduidae
Product: sperm surface protein Sp17-like
Exons: 6
Coding region: 55-717 (220 amino acids)
Molecular function (GO): calmodulin binding
Source: RefSeq, a predicted model, not a curated record
GGGCUGUGGGUAAUCCCGGGCUGUGCCGCUGCAGGGGGUCCGGGAGAAGCGACCAUGUCUAUCGCCGCCUCCAACACCAGCAUGAGGGUGCCCGCCGGCUUCCGGAACCUGCUGGAGGGGCUGGCGCGGGAAGUGCUGCGGGAGCAGCCCACCAACGUGGUGGCCUUUGCAGCACAGCACUUCCAAAAGCUGCUGGAGCAGAGGGAGGCUGGUGGCACUGACCCGGUGGCGUGGGGAGCCAUGCUGGAGGACGACCGUCUCACCUGGCCCCCUUCCAAGGACCUGAAAGAGGCCAAGGACAUGGAGGGGGAGCGGGGAGCAGCAGGCGGUGCAGGCAGCAAGCACAGCUCUGGAUCACUGGCUCGCCCGGAGGAGAGCGCAUUACGUAGGCAAGCGGCUCCGCUCAACUUGCCACCUGCGCCGGGAGAGCUGCCGGGGAAGCGAGAUCCUGCCGGAGCCCCUCGCCCGCCGCUGGCCGCCCACCCGCCCUCCGCCAUGGACUGCUGCAAUGAGGGAGCCUGCACAAAGCUGGACGAGGACAUCCUGGACAUCCCUUUGGACGAUCCUGAUGCCAACGCGGCAGCUGCCAAGAUCCAGGCUAGUUUCCGUGGCCAUAUGACCCGCAAGAAGAUCAAAGGGGGUGAGAUCGAUCGGAAAACCAAGGACGCCGAGUGCGCCAACAGCACCCGCGGCGGCGACCUCCGCAACGGCGACUAGGGGCCACCAGCUGCUCAUCGGAAACCCCUCGCCACCGACUCCCUCCCACCGCCGCCCGCCGAGGCCCAGGAGCCCCUGCUUCACCCCCUGCCCCCCGCAUGCAUCCCCCGGGGUCCCCCCACAGCCAGGCCCUGCCCCUGUCCCUGGCUGCCCCCCCCGACCCCAGACACCCCCCGGCCCAAUAAACGCCCCUGCCAGAG